UAGCAAACUGGCAUUGCUUGGUGCACUCACUUAGGUCAGUAAGUAACCAGUUAGUUUGUUCAUCCACUUAUUUAUUUCCCUGGGAGCUUCGCGUUGUUCAUCUCCGUCUAAUAUUCACCAUGGCCCCUAAGCAGAGAAUGAGAGUCCAGAGCGACAAGCACAGUCAGAACGUGGAGAAACGUGGAUUAGUUCCCAAAUCUCAGAGGCCUAAGGAGGAUAAGUCACCAGUCGGACCUUAUUUAUUGGCACUGUUUAUCUUCGUCGUCUGUGGCUCAGCCAUCUUCCAAAUUAUCCAGAGUAUUCGGAUGACCGAAUAAGGCUCCCGACGCUAUUGCAGUCGCUGGUCAUGCUGGUGCUGUCUUCGCUGUUGUCGUCUUCGUCCUUGUCCCACACCCAUUGAGCCCUGGUGGCAUCUACUUUCCCCCUGUCUGUCAGUCCUCGUGUACGUACGCUGCUGCUGUCAUCGUGCUAUCUCUCUCUGUUUUGUUUGCUGGUGCUGGUGAAGGGAGGAUGGGUGGUCGUCUCGCCAGGACUGUAAUAUUUCAGAAGUGUUUGCUAUUGCCAUCCUGUUCCAGAUUGCAGCUGAUUGCAGCUGAAAAUCACUAUUAGAGCUUUGUUAGAUUAUUUUCCGUUCAUUGCAUAGACCUGUAUCGAUAGUUGCUGCGGGGCCACAUAUUUCUUUUCAACCCCCUUCCUGCUUCGAAUUGAUCAUUCAUCAGUGCGUGUUUAUUCUGUUGUAAAUAGUUUCACCCUCACUUGCUGCAUAUCAAACUGCCCCAUGCUGAAAGAAAAUCAAAAUUUGAAACUGA
Molecule: messenger RNA, 809 nt
Organism: Sycon ciliatum
Lineage: Eukaryota; Metazoa; Porifera; Calcarea; Leucosolenida; Sycettidae
Product: stress-associated endoplasmic reticulum protein 2-like
Exons: 3
Coding region: 120-317 (65 amino acids)
Biological process (GO): endoplasmic reticulum unfolded protein response
Cellular component (GO): endoplasmic reticulum
Source: RefSeq, a predicted model, not a curated record